Messenger RNA from Theobroma umbraticum, 1777 nucleotides. RefSeq lists its product as uncharacterized. Gene Ontology annotation, biological process: DNA repair; telomere maintenance. The record is from RefSeq and is a predicted model, not a curated record. NCBI's taxonomy places the organism in Eukaryota, Viridiplantae, Streptophyta, Magnoliopsida, Malvales, Malvaceae. Gene Ontology annotation, molecular function: ATP hydrolysis activity; DNA helicase activity.
ACCCAACUUGAAAUCUAGAAGCCGAACAACAGAGAUGUCUCUGCUGGAGCUUUUCUUCCUUCUGGCAGACUAACCCAGAAGACUGAUAUCCACUCGAGAAACCAGUUAUUCUUUAAACGCUUGUACUCUUGAGAAAAUUGUAGUGUAAGAUUAGAAGAAUUCUGAGUACCCAGAAAAGGACUUGAAUGAGAAAAACGGUGGGUAUGAAGUUUUUUGCCAAUGCAAUAUCUCUGUACAGAAAUUAUUGCAGCAAUAGUUUUAGCAAUAGCAUUGUUCAAAAGUCUUACGAGAGUGGAAAUAAGGUCAAUAAGAAUAAACCCAAAGUCCAUAAAGCCAAAAUUAAAUUGACUGAUGAACAGAAUAAGGUGUUAGAUCAUGUUUGUGGUGGCCUUUCCAUGUUUAUUACUGGCUCUGCGGGGACUGGGAAAACAGUUUUGCUAAAGCAUAUAAUCAAAAUAUUGAAAAAGACUUAUGGACAGUCCGGGGUUUUUGUGACUGCAUCCACUGGGAUUGCGGCUUGCGCUCUUGGUGGACAGACACUUCACUCGUUUGCUGGUAUAAGAAUUGGUGAUGGUAAUCGUGGAAUGUUGCUAGAUUUGGUUUUAAAUGAUAGGGAGGCUUGUAGAAGGUGGAAUAAGGCACAAGUGUUGGUUAUUGAUGAAAUUAGCUUGGUAGAUGCGGAUUUGUUUGACAAACUUGAAUAUAUAGCAAAAACUGUUCGUGAAUCUGAUAAGGUGUGGGGUGGAAUUAGGCUUGUUGUGAGUGGGGACUUUUUUCAGUUACCCCCAGUUUUUAAACAACAUGAUCCAGCACGCAAAGAGUUUGCCUUUGAAGCUGAUUGUUGGGAUGCAAGCUUUGAUAAACAGGUUGAACUUACCAAGAUUUUUAGGCAAUCAGAAAAUAGGUUGAUUAAAUUACUUCAGGGUAUUAGGAGAGGCAACAGUGAUCCUGAAGACUUGCAGUUUCUAAAACAAUCAUGCUCGGCCUCUGAGCCUCAUCCUUCAGCGGUACGGCUCUAUCCAAGGAUUGAUGAUGUGAACAAAGUAAAUGAGGAGAAAAUGAAAGCCUUAUCUGAGGAAAAGGUUAUCUAUGAGGCUAUUGAUCGAGGUAAAAAGCCUUGGAAGAGGCAGCUUGCUCUGGGGCUAGCUCCUGACAAACUUGUACUGUGCAAAGGCGCAAGGGUAAUGCUGAUAAAGAACUUGAAUGUUUUGCAUCGACUUGUGAACGGUGCAACUGGUAUUGUCACUGGAUUUACAAAGGCACAGGGUGGCACGGUCCUAAGUCCUGAUAAUCUCUUGCCAGUUGUCAAAUUUGAUUCAGGCCCAGAAAUGGUUAUUGAACCAGAAAAGUGGUAUGUAAUGGUAGGAUCAAGGCCUGUUGCUUGGAGACUGCAAUUACCUCUUGUCUUGGCAUGGGCUCUAAGUGUUCAUAAGUGUCAAGGAAUGAGUCUUGACCGUAUUCAUACUGAUCUCUCUAGAGCUUUUGGGUAUGGUAUGGUUUACGUUGCACUUUCCCGUGUAAGAAGCUUAGAUGGCCUUCAUUUAUCUGGCUUCAGUCCCUCGAAGAUCAAGGCUCACCCAAAGGUUUUGGAGUUCUAUAGUCAUCUUGCAUGAAGUAAUGGCAGUAAUACCUUGCUCUCAGUUAGAUAGAACAAGCAGCGAAAAACCCAUGACAUGGCUUUUCUCUUGAAGAGUUUCCUAUUCUCACAUGAAUUAUCCCAGUGAUGGAAGUUGUGAGAAACUUUUGAAAUUCAUAGGUACUAAAAUCCCCUUUAUAU